Caenorhabditis bovis is the source of this 558-nucleotide messenger RNA. The record is from the annotation of a GenBank genome assembly. NCBI's taxonomy places the organism in Eukaryota, Metazoa, Nematoda, Chromadorea, Rhabditida, Rhabditidae.
AUGGCAAAAGUUAUCAGAAAUCGCUGGGUUUACCGACCAGACAACCGUUGGACUCGUUAUCUUCCACGUAGAAACGAUGCUGUGAAAGAACAUAUUUAUGAUAUGAAAAUUGACGAAGCUUCGGAAAAUGCACCGAAACUUUGGAUGGCUUGGCUUUACCGAAAUGUUUCCGGUGAGCCGAAGUGGACAAAAGAACGAGUUGAAAAAAUAUUCGGAAAAGAUUACAAGGUGGGAAGAAUGGAAAUUUUUCGCAAUAGCCCGCUUGUCAACGAAGAAUUGUGGACAAUAAAGCACCUCAUCGAAAUCCGACCAGUUGAUUUUGUCAAUGGAGAACCUUCUGAGGAUGACAUUUAUUCGAUGAAGUUACAUCCCAAUGGAAAAUGCGAAAUUACUGAAACCGCCCACGUUUCGAGUUAUAAGCAACUUAAACUAUUCGAAGAAACAAAACAAUUUACUAAAAGAGACAUUGCUCGAGAUUUAGCUCGAAAGGAACACCGUUUUCAACCGAUUCACGAAGCGAACGUGCACACCCCUUCAAACAUUACGAUAGUAAAAUGA